Lodderomyces elongisporus is the source of this 3159-nucleotide messenger RNA. Its product is annotated as guanine nucleotide exchange factor. Lineage: Eukaryota; Fungi; Ascomycota; Pichiomycetes; Serinales; Debaryomycetaceae. Gene Ontology annotation, cellular component: cytosol; endocytic vesicle. The transcript has a single exon. Gene Ontology annotation, molecular function: ubiquitin binding; guanyl-nucleotide exchange factor activity; small GTPase binding. Gene Ontology annotation, biological process: vesicle-mediated transport. The coding region runs from base 1 to 3159 and encodes 1052 amino acids. The record is from RefSeq and is a predicted model, not a curated record.
AUGUCUUUCAGCAACCCCGCAUUUAGUGUUUCAAAGUCAAGUCCCACUACUUCGGCCUCAACAGGUACCCUUGCAGAUAGUGAAGCUUUGGGGCAAAUCCAAACCUCCAAGAAGAAAGAGCAUCAAUCAAAACCCACCUCGCCAUUAAAGAGCCGCGCGGCUUUGACGUCGUUUAAAGGUAAUGAUGCUAAUGCAAUGCAAACAAGCAUUUCCACCAACACAAAUGCUAAAGAAAAGGAUAAGACUCAAACCCUGACCGAUACAAAGAUUGCGACCAAUACCAAACAAACAAAUACAAAUACAAAUACAAAUACAAAUACAAAUACAAAUACAAAUACAAAUACAGAGACCAAGACCAAGACCCAGACCAAGACCCAGACCAGUACCGAUACCUCUGCAUCUGCAUCUGACAUUGAAAAUAAGUCGUCGCCUGUGCCGUUGUCUUUUUUGCGAGAUGGUAAGAACGAGUCAACAGCUCAAGAUAGGAAUCCAGCAACUCCUUCGAGCUCCGCUUCGGGAUUAACAUUGAGCCCCACAAUUGCAGCACCUGCAAUUGUUACAUUGAACAACGAAACAAGCAAGCAAAGUACAAACUCAAACAAAACUAAUCUAAUUGGACUAUUCGACAAGUUUGAUCUUCAUUCAAACUCUGAGACACACGCAGAUGAAGAAGCUACUGUGGAGUCCACUUUUGAGCCGAACUUGAACGAAAAAUCUGAGCUUUCUGAUGAUGAAUUGAAAUUAGAAAAGAUGGACCUGGGUCCAAACCUGUUGCUGGGUCUGGCUACCAAAGACGGGCUGUCAUCGUAUCCUGUAGCUGCAAAACUUGAAAAUUAUGAAGGCAAAGAAGAUGUAAUGAACGAAGAGGAAAAAAGCGGUGAUUGCAAAGGAGGUGGUAAGGGAGAUGACAAAGGAGAAAAAAGUGGAGAAAAACGAGUUGAAACCAUUGAGAAAGUAAACAUCACUGCUCACUUGAUGAUGACUAUGCAACCAUACUUUCCACCCAAGGAUAGCGUAGAAGAUGAAGGUAGUCAUGGAGAGCCAAAAGUUGACAAUCCGAUAACAGACAAGGUUCCGAUUAACAAAGCAAAAACUGAUACAAAUGAAUCCAAUGACAACAAAGCACAAUUAGAAGCCGACCUGCACUCCCAAGAGACUCUGAAAAAGGAUACAAUUGGAAAUAAGGUGGAGGAGGAUAAAAAAGAAAUGAGAUCUAUCAAUGUGCCGACAACUGAAUCGGAAAGACAUGCUGGCUCUGAUACAUCCACAACUCACUUGAAUAAAGAAGAUAAAUUGUCGACAAGUUCUCAAAAUACCCAAGAAGAUUUUCCAAAAUUGGCGACUCUGGGUCCACAAGCGCGAAAGCAAGAUUUGAUUGAGUUGGAUGGAACUGAAGCGGAUCGUACUGGUAAUGAGGAUAUUGAGAUAAAUCCAUUGGAAAAACCUUCGAUUGAAUCUUUGGAAAAGCACAUCCUGGUUGAGAAUCAAGAGGAUGGCAAAAAUCAGCCCAAAAGUGCAAUUCAUAUUAAUAAUAAUGUUAAUCCAAAUGAACAGCAUCAGCAAUCCCACAAGUCGUUUGAUUUUCAAACUUUUUUAACUCAAUUGAGGAAAAAAUCUGCCGAUCCGUUGGUUAGGUAUAUUCGAUCGUUUUUGGGCUCGUACAUUAAACAGGGUGCAACAUUUACUGCUGAUCAAAGAGUCACUGUUAUUGCCGACUUUAAAGCAUUUAUAUAUGAGAAAUUCAAGUUGUACGAACCAUUUAAAUCUAUGGAUACUAUUGACUUGGAAAAUUCGCGAGAAGGGUUGGAAAAACUAGUCAUGAAUCGUUUACAUGAUAUAUGUUUUCCUCCAGAAGUUUUAAAACAUUCAUUUCAUCAGGAAAUCCCCGAGGCAUACAAGAAUGAUUUAUUAGAUGACAAAAAGUUUGCUCUUCAGUUGGAAAAGUUCAGUUGGCUUAACGCAUCCCAUUUUGAUAUAGACAUGACUCAAUUGAGCACUCUCAGGCUCAAGGAGGGCCAAAAUUUUCUUGAUUAUGCCAUUCAAGAAUUGAACAAGAUCAACAAAUACCGUGCACCAAGAGACAAAAUUAUUUGCAUUUUAAAUUCAUGCAAGAUUAUUUUUAGCUACUUGAAACUCAGCAAAAUGGAGACCAACGCUGAUGCGUUUGUGCCAUUGCUUAUUUUGGUCAUAUUAAAGGCCAAGACAGAUCAUUUGAUCAGUAACAUUCAUUACAUUGAAAACUUUCGUGGAGAGGAAUGGCUUUUGCAUGGAGAGACCAGCUACUAUCUUUCUUCUGUACAAGGUGCAAUCAAUUUCAUCAAUAAUAUCAGCAUAGAUGAGAUUACAAUUUCACAAGAGGAAUAUGAUGCGCAUAUGGAGGCAUGGGAAGCACAGAGAAAACAGAUUGAGAAACGCGAAGAAGAACUUGAAUGGGCAAGGCAAGAAGAACUUCGAGCAUUGGUUGAGCAGGAAGAAAAAGAAGAAGCUGAAGCUGAAGCUGAAAUUCAACGACAACAUUCGGCACCACCGCCUCCUCUUACAUCAAAGUUAAAUCCAAGGACCCAGAACCGCGAAAGAAGCUAUAGUUUGCCUAAAUCUAGAGAAAGAAGUCUUAGCCAACCAAAACCUCGUCAUCCUCUUCCACGCAGUGAAUCGCUUCAGCGUCUUCAGCAGUCUGAAGAGUCUUUGGGUUUUGGCAAUGGGCUUUCUCCAUCGCGUGUGUUGUUGUCGAGCGCGGAGAUGUUUUCGAGAUCCAUUUCGAAUUUCUUAUCUCCUCUGCCGAAUGAGGCAGAGCACCCAGGAGCCCAUUCAAACGAACCAUCCUCUUCUUCGCAUCCUCCAGCUGCAACUUCGUCUACUUCUUCAUCCCCGCGUCGUCGUGCGAAAACGAUGGUUUCACCUCCACCACCAGCAUUGCCUCCAAGAAACAAUCUGCAUACAUCUAUCCUGCAGGAGGAAACUUUUUCCACUGAAGCUGUUUAUCAACCACCAGCGCCUGCACAAGAAGAGGUGAAUUCAGAGCAGAUGAAAAAAGCAUAUGAUAUCCUUCGGGAGGUGUUUCCUACAUUGGACACACAUAUCUUGAAAGAUGUAAUUUUCAUCAAUAAGGGAGAUGUAGAUGUGUGUAUAGAUGCCUGUCUUCCUCUAGUUGAUGGGUAG